Messenger RNA from Spodoptera frugiperda (fall armyworm), 2653 nucleotides. RefSeq lists its product as uncharacterized. The record is from RefSeq and is a predicted model, not a curated record. NCBI's taxonomy places the organism in Eukaryota, Metazoa, Arthropoda, Insecta, Lepidoptera, Noctuidae. Gene Ontology annotation, biological process: telomere maintenance; double-strand break repair. Gene Ontology annotation, molecular function: protein binding; protein serine/threonine kinase activity. The transcript has 12 exons. Gene Ontology annotation, cellular component: nucleus. Bases 679 to 1713 code for a protein of 344 amino acids.
UUAAUCAUAUUCUUUCAGAUGCUACAACACAAAACGAAUUAUUGCUAGCUAUGGCUGCUAUAAUAGAUAAAGUAUUAAACUUGGAUUUAGUGCGGGACUGCAAUAUAUUGUUGGCGAUACCAUUGAAUCGACUCGCCCAUUCUGACGUCACGCGCCUAAGCGAUAUUACCACCAAGGCUCUAUUGAAACAGAUAUACCGAGUUUUCCCUCGCCUAGACUUUUGCAGUAUUGCCAUAUUGAAAAACAUAGUAUCAGUGUUGCCAGCUACAGUGGUGAACGAGAACUAUUUGUCGAGAUUGCAAGAUGCUGAAUUAGAAACGUGCAAGCAAUACUUCCAGUUAAUCUGUGAUGUCAAUUAUGCUUUAUUAAGUUAUUGUUCGGAUUUGAUUAAAAAUGUUUUGAACGAAGAAAAGUUUAAUAUUAUAUUUAAAAAGAUGAAAAAUCAAAUUUUUGAGAAUCAAUACGGCGGUACCGACUACCUGUCGUUGAAUACACUGAAAAAUAAACUUUAUGCCUUGGAAAAUAUGGAUGAUAAUGAUGCAAAAGAAAAUGUAUUAAAACUUAUAAAUAGGAGAGGAAUUGGCUCCGAAGACGUGUAGGGCAGCGUUGAAGACAGCGUUGAGGCUGUCCCAAUUAUGUCCAGACUUAUGUUCGCCCGUAAUACUAGAGAGCAAGAGAAUGCCUCUACAGAGACUGCUGUGCCUACCCCCUAAUGUACACGUCGUGAAGUUCAACGAACAAGUGACUGUAUACACGGACUCCAUAAGACGUCCGUGCGUGAUCACAGCGCUGUUGUCCAACGGGCAGCGUCGCCAGUACAUAUGCAAGACCGGCGAGCCGAUGUUACGGGACGCGUCGAUACAACGCGCCGUAUCCGCACUGCCUCUACUCACCCCCUUAUUCAGAGGACGGAGUUACAAUGUGACUCCUUUGGGCGAAGACUCUGCCAUUAUUGAGUACUUAGAAGACCAUGUGAGACUCAGGGCGCUAACGGGCGUUGAUAUUUCAGCAGACACUGACGAUGAUAAAUUAAUCAUGGAGCCGCAAAAAGCAUUGAAACAGUUUCAAGAUAACAGUGCAAAAGUUACUCCAUAUAAACUCAGGUCGGCUAUAGAAAGCAACAGUUCAUGCGUCCAGGAGUUCAUUGCUAAGAAACGGACCUUCGAAGAUACCCUGGGUUCCAUGACCAUACUGACCUGGCUUUUCGGUGUAGGAGACCGACACUUGAACAAUAUAAUGUAUAGCACGCGAGACGGCGGCGUCUGCGCCGUGGACUGGGGAACUAUCUUCGACUAUGGACUCAGAGAACUACCCCCUGCUAGACUUACAGCCAAUUUGUUGGCUGUCUGCGAUAUUAAAGUUUUGGAGAGUCGACUGCAACAAAUGUUACUGUAUUUGAGAAAGAAUAAGAAAAUAUUCGAAGCGUUUUUGAAGACUUCAUUCUUUUGGCUGGGUCCAGAAUUUAAUGAGUUAAAAUACAUAAAGGAAAUAUUGCGAGGAGAAACAGUGUCUUAUGUAGUGACUAGAGAACGCCUUGAGGAGUCUGCGGUGAAGAAUAAAGAGGAGUACAUCGCGUUGUUGGAUCGAGUGUUCCAGAAUUUCACAUCUAAAGAUACUUAUAGUGUGGAGGAACAGGUAUCAUAUCUACUGCAACACUGCAGGGAUCCGAGUAUUCUAUCCGUCACCAGAAGUGGAUGGGAGCCGUGGAUAUAAAGUGUAUUUUUUACGGUAUAAGCCGAUAAACGAGCAGACGGAUCACCUGAUGGUAAGCAAUCGCCGCCGCCCAUGGAGACUUGAAACACCAGAGGCGUUACAAGUGCGUUGCCGGCUUUUUGGGGAUUAGGAAUUUAAGGGUUGUUGUUGGAAUUGAGGAUUGGGAAGGGGGGAAUUGGGCCUCCAGUAACUUCAGUCACACAACGCAAGCGUUAUUUCACGUCGGUUUUCUGCUCGGCCGUGGUAUCACUCCGGUCGAGCCGGCCCUGCAGUACCGAAGCAUGGCUCUCCCACACUUAAAUAUCACGCAAUCGACUACAUUCUGUCCAGUCCUCCCCCAAUAACUACUACCACAAUCAUUAGAACUUGAGACGGGAUAUUUACCAUGUUUAUUUAUGUCUAUGAGUUUCCGAUAUUUCGGCACUGUUGCAAGCGCCAUGAUCACGGAUGAACAAUAGUGAACUCUUCGACAUAAAUAAACAUGGUAAAUAUCCCGUCUUAAGUUCUAAUAAUAGUGUUUGUGACCAUGUCUAAAAAAAACUAAGACCCCCAUUGACUUUUGUCAUUUGAGAAAUAACACUUGCAUUGUAUAUCGCCACGUGGGUGAGGUUACUGGGAACCCAAUUCCCCUCCCCCUCAAUUCUCGGAUCCCCAAACCCCCAAAAGGCCGGUAACACACUAUUAGUAACUUUUCUAGAGUUGCGGGUGUCCAUGGGCGGCGGCGAUUGCUUACCAUCAGGUGAUCCGUCUGCUCGUCUGUCUACUUUGACUUAUACCGUGAAAAUGUAGCAAGAUAGAUGCUUUUGCUUUUAUGUAUUAAUAUUGUAUAGUACAGUUGCUUUUUUAAAGUUAAAUUGUGUGAAUUAAUAUUGAUGUAAAAUUAAUUUGUGUAUUUUUUCUUAUCCUUUUGUAUGAAAUAAAUAUUUUUUUACUAUAUCUA